AUGGCUCCUACAAGAAAAGAGCACUCUAACGAAUUUCGAGAAACCAUUGUAAAACAUUUUCUGAAUGGGGAUUCUGAACAUGACAUAGCUACAAAAAUGUUGUGCUCAAGAAAUACGAUUCAUUCCAUAAUUGUGAAAUACAAAAAAACCAAAUGCAUCGGAAAUAUUUUGGGUCGUGGGCGAAAACGAAAAACAACAAUACGUGUUGACAAAGCUAUUCAACGCAAAAUUAAAGUGGAUCGGCGAAACUCGGCACCAACUGUACGACAAGAAAUUGAGCAAGAACUUGGUGUAUUAAUAUCCAAUCAAACAGUCCGUCGUCGUCUUCAUGAAAUUGGAUUUUAUGGCCGUGUUGCAAGGAAAAAACCAUAUGUGAACAAGGCAAACCGACUUAAACGUUUAAAAUAUGUCAAAAUGCAUGAAGACAAGGACAUGGAAUUCUGGAAAACUGUUUUAUGGUCCGACGAAUCAAAAUUCAAUUUGUUUGGCAGUGAUGGAAAGGUAAUGGUAUGGCGGUCACCGAAAGAAGAGUUUAAUCCAGCAUGUACAGUGCUAACAGUAAAACAUGGAGGAGGAAAUCAAAUGGUGUUCCAACAGGACAAUGAUCCGAAACAUACAUCUCAUGUUGUGAACAAUUGGUUCCGUAAAAAAGGCAUUGAACGGUUGUUCUGGCCACCAUUUUCACCGGAUGUGAAUCCGAUUGAACAUCUUUGGGAUGAACUUGAACGUCGUAUGAAAAAACAUCAACCAAAGAACCAAGAUCAACUACGACAAACACUUCAGGCAGAGUGGGAAGGAAUUGGAUUGGAUGUUACCAAGAAACUGGUUGAAUCAGUUCCAAGUCGUUUGUACGAGUGUUAUCGUAUGAAAGGAUAUCCAACCAAAUAUUGA
This is a messenger RNA of Rotaria sp. Silwood2, 891 nucleotides long. The record is from the annotation of a GenBank genome assembly. Lineage: Eukaryota; Metazoa; Rotifera; Eurotatoria; Philodinida; Philodinidae.